This is a messenger RNA of Lepus europaeus (European hare), 7536 nucleotides long. It is a transcript of the gene ZC3HAV1, whose product is annotated as zinc finger CCCH-type containing, antiviral 1. The transcript is spliced from 13 exons. NCBI's taxonomy places the organism in Eukaryota, Metazoa, Chordata, Mammalia, Lagomorpha, Leporidae. Gene Ontology annotation, molecular function: NAD+ poly-ADP-ribosyltransferase activity. The record is from RefSeq and is a predicted model, not a curated record. The coding region runs from base 17 to 2620 and encodes 867 amino acids.
CCGGCGAGCGCGCGCCAUGGCGGACCCAGGGGUGUGCAGCUUCAUCACCAAGAUCCUGUGCGCGCACGGCGGCCGCCUGGCGCUGGACGCGCUGCUGCAGGAGAUCGGGCUCCCCAAGGCGCAGCUGUGCCACGAGCUGCAGGCGGCCGGGCUCGAGCGCUUCGUGGUGCUGGAGACGGGCGGCAGGGACGGCGUGUCCUGCUCGGUGGUGGCCACCACUCCCGUCCGAAUCUGCCGCCGCAAGCGCUGCGAGAGGCCCUGCGGGAAGCUGCACCUGUGCAAGCUCAACGUGCUGGGCCGCUGCCACUACUCGCAGGCCGAGCGGAAUUUGUGCAAGUAUUCGCACGAAGUCCUCUCGGAAGAGAACUUCCAGGUCCUGAAAAGCCACGAUCUCUCUGGACUCAACCAGGAGGAGCUGGCGGUGCUGCUCAUCCAGAGCGACCCCUUCUUCCUGCCCGAGAUUUGCAAGACUUACAAAGGAGAGGGGCGCAAGCAGAUCUGCAGUCAGCAGCCCCUGUGUGAAAGGCUGCACAUCUGUGAGCACUUCACCCGCGGGGAAUGUCGCUACCUCAACUGCCUCCGCUCCCACAACCUGAUGGACAGAAAGGUGCUGGCGGCCAUGAGGGAGCACGGGCUGAGCCCCGACGUGGUGCAGAACAUCCAGGACAUCUGCAACAGCAAGCACGCCCAGAAGAAUGCCUCGGGCCCCAGAGCUCCUGCCCCGCAUCGCAGACCGGCCGCCCCUGCAAGGGCCGCCGCUCGAGACAGAAGCACAAGUAAAGACCGACCCUUCCGUGGCGGCCGAGAAUUUGUGUCGUCUGCUCUGGCUCCUCCGAGGCCCUGCACAUCCGGUCCCGACGGCCCGGGCCUCGGGCCUUCCCCGGAGGCUGCGCCAGUGGACAAGCUCACGCACAGGUUCACAGGCCUGGGCACUGGCGCUGGCCCUCUGCCUUGCUCGGGCUCGGCCACGCCCACUGAGCCUGGCGGACCCACGAAGCUGGGAGGAAGCCAGCGGUUCCCCGAGAGCAGCCGUGCCCCAGGCGCCCCGCUCGGGCCUCCAAGCAGCACGGACUCCGGCCGGAAGAGCUCCUCCGUCCUGGAAGGCCCCGGGAAAGGGAGCGACUCUGCACCAACCUCUGAAGUUGGCACCACAGAGAACACGUGCUUCUCCGACCUCCAGGGAGCCGGGGACAGAAGAGGGGCCGCAGACUCCCCGCAGGCCUCGCUUUCUAACAGUGCUCACGGAGGGGCCGCAUAUACGACUUCCUCGGGAUCUUUAAAUGACGGUGCCGGAACCGGUGGUCCGUUUAGGGAUCCCCCAGCCCCGGGAACGAGCCAAAGGACGGGUGGCGAUGAGCCCGGAGUGGCGUUGCUGACUGACUCGGUGUCCGCUGUCCCGAGUGCCACAUCUCCCAGGCUGAGCGGCCACGGCUCGGAGGAGAUCUGUCUCGCCCACCUGUACAGCGGUUGUCAGCGGAACGGCAGCUGCAGCCGGGUCCACUUCCACCUGCCUUACCGAUGGCAGGUGUUGAUUCUAAACAACUGGGUGGACUUCCAGGACAUGGAGAAGAUCGAGGAGGCCUACUGCGACCCCAGAAACCAGACCAUUUCCAUAGGAAAUGACAAAAUCAACUUCCAGAAAAUGACUUGUGACUGUAAUCCCAUGCGCCGGCUCAGCACUCCCUCGUCGGUGACAGAUCCAGACAGUUCUGUCUUCACCACCCAGUGGAUCUGGUACUGGAGAAGCGAAUCGGACAGGUGGAUCCCGUAUGGAGAAGAGAACAACAACCAGCCAAGUUCGAAUAUCGACUCUUCGUACCUGGAGUCUUUGUUUCAGUCCUGUCGGAGGGGGAUUGUGCAGUUUCAGGCCGGGUCUCGAAACUAUGAGCUCAGCUUCCCAGGGAUGACGCAGACAAACAUAGCUUCCAAGACUCAGAAGGACGUCGUGAGGAGGCCAGCCUUCGUGUCUCUGUGGGAGGUGGAGCAGAUGAAAAGGAUCCUGGACUGUCCGCAGGCGCAGAGCCAGCCAGAGCCUUCCCCCUGGAACCUCCCUCAGCCAGUCGCCGGCUCCCAGCCCGCGGACGGAUAUCAGUUGUUGGAGCUCAGCACCCACAAUUCAGAAUAUAUCGGAAUAAGCGAGCAUUUUAAAACGUCGAUGAAAAAUGCCAAGAUCGAAAAGAUAAAGAAGAUCGAGAAUCCCAGGCUCUGGAACACUUUUCAGAGGAAGAGGCUGACCAUGCAGGAUAAAGACGAAAAACUCCUGUUCUACGCGACGGGCCGUGCCCACGUGGAGUCUAUUUGUGCGAACAAUUUCGACUGGACCUUGCAUGGACCUCAUGAGACCAAAUACGGAAAAGGAUACUACUUCACAAAAGAUGCCAUCUAUGCACACAAAAACUGCCCCUUCGGUGCCAAAAACACGGUUAUGUUUGUGGCCCGCGUGCUGACUGGCAGUUCCGUCGAGGGGAACGUGAUGUACACCAGCCCUCCUGCGCCGUACGACAGCUGUGUGGACACGAGGUCGAACCCCUCGGUCUUCGUCGUCUUCCAGAAGGAGCAGGUUUACCCCGCCUACGUGAUCGAGUAUAGUGAAGUAGACAAGGCGUGCGUGGUCAGUUAGAAACGGGACAGAGGGCCUCGCCAUCCGUUCACGUCCAGAACCGGCGGCCCCGAUCGUAGUGAGCGUUCACGUGUUCUUGCCGAGUUAGCUCAAGUCUUAAAUCCACGGUCCCCAAGCAUUUUUUGCCCCAAAGUUCCGAGGCCCAGGCUGCACCCCAUAUCAGCGAGAGCCAGGCUGCAAGCAGAGCGUGGGCCGUCGUCGACGUGCCUGGCGAGGGCUGCGUUCUCGGUUCUCUGUGAAACUUCUCUCCCAUCCUCUCAGUUCCCUGGGUGGCAUGACGUGGUUAAUCGAAGGGAAAUUGAUCUGGGAAGUUCGAGAGCGUCUGGUAGUGCCAUUGGAGACAAGGACAAAAGACAUUGCAUCCUUGGAUGGGAGACUGUGAGAAGUGAGGCGAGAAGUGCUUAGGGGCAUGCCGAGAACAACAGUGGAAAUGUAAAUCCUGCUGCCCGCAGUGCCGCCUGUAGUGCUCUCUAGUGCUGCCUGUGGUGCUCUCUGUAGUACCACCUGUAGUACUCUCUAGUACUGCCUGUGGUGCUCUCUGUAGUACCUCUUAGUACUGCCUGUAGUGCUCUCUUAGUGCCGCCUGCAGUACUCUCUAGUACUGCCUGUAGUACUCUCUUAGACCGCCUGUAGUACUCUCUAGUACUGCCUGUGGUGCUCUCUGUAGUACCUCUUAGUACCGCCUGUAGUGCUCUCUAGUGCCGCCUGUGGUGCUCUCUGUAGUACCACCUGUAGUACUCUCUAGUACUGCCUGUGGUGCUCUCUGUAGUACCUCUUAGUACUGCCUGUAGUGCUCUCUUAGUGCCGCCUGCAGUACUCUCUAGUACUGCCUGUAGUACUCUCUUAGACCGCCUGUAGUACUCUCUAGUACUGCCUGUGGUGCUCUCUGUAGUACCUCUUAGUACUGCCUGUAGUGCUCUCUAGUGCCGCCUGUGGUGCUCUCUGUAGUACCACCUGUAGUACUCUCUAGUACUGCCUGUGGUGCUCUCUGUAGUACCUCUUAGUACUGCCUGUAGUGCUCUCUUAGUGCCGCCUGCAGUACUCUCUAGUACUGCCUGUAGUACUCUCUUAGACCGCCUGUAGUACUCUCUAGUGCUGCCUGUGGUGCUCUCUUUAGUACCACCUGUAGCACCUUUUUAGUACUGUCUGUAGUACUCUCUUUAGUGUGGCCUGUAGUACUCUCUAGUACUGCCUGUAGUGCUCUCUUUAGUACUUCCUAUGGUACUCUUUAGUACUUCCUGAAGUACUCUCUAGUACUGCCUGUAGUGCUCUCUUUAGUACUUCCUGUAGUACUCUUUAGGGCUGCCUGUAGUACUCUCUUUAGUGCUGCCUGUAGUACUCUCUAGUGCUGCCUGUGGUGCUCUCUUUAGUACCACCUGUAGCACCUUUUUAGUACUUCCUGUAGUACUCUCUUUGGUACCGCCUGUAGUACUCUCUAGUACUGCCUGUGGUGCUCUCUUUAGUACCGCCUGUAGUACUCUUUAGUACUCCUGUAGUACUCUCUUUGGUACCGCCUGUAGUACUCUCUAGUACUGCCUGUAGUGCUCUCUUUAGUACCGCCUGUAGUACUCUCUAGUACUGCCUGUAGUGCUCUCUUUAGUACUUCCUGUAGUACUCUUUAGGGCCGCCUGUAGUACUCUCUAGUACUUCCUGUAGUACUCUCUUUAGUACUGCCUGUGGUACUCUCUAGUACUGCCUGUGGUGCUCUCUUUAGUACCGCCUGUAGUACUCUCUAGUACUGCCUGUAGUGCUCUAUCUCCUCGUUCCUUUAGGGGACAGACUCCAUGCAAGUUGAGUCUUUCUGGAGUGCAGCGAACGGAGCUCGGAGAGAAGCAGCCAGCUGGCGUGAGCAGCCCGUUUGGGCUCUUGCUGUCACGAUGGCCAAGUAGAUGCUUACGUUCCAGUUCAUGAGGUUGCACGGAAGGGUGCCAGCUGUCCUGCCAGUGUGUGUACGGGGAGGCCUGGACUGCAGGAUUAGAGUCACACAGGCACAGCUGAUAACCCUAAGUGCUCCCGUAAUCAUUCGCAGGAGAGACGUGGCUCGCCAAGGAUCAGAGCCGGGCCACUGCUCCUGACGGACAGGCCCUCACAAGGCACGCUUUGUGUCCGGUGAGCCCGGAAUCAGAGCCGAGAGGACAGUGUCCCUGCCGGGGCAGCUUUCCUACACAGCGUGGGUCGUGUGGGAUUCUAUAGUGCGAUGAGGUGUUAGGUAGUGGAGGUACCUGGACCAGUAUUUCCUUCCGAUUAUGAAUCAGGUUUUGCUCCCAGCUCUCCUUUUCGACAUUCCCCUCCCAUCACCAGCGUUUCCUAGUGGAGUUGCUUCUAGCAGACGUGAUCCUUAGCGUCAGAGUUGGUUUUCUGCUAGACGUCCGAGUACAAAGGUGUUCACGACUCAGGCUUUUGAGGGCUGUGUGCAGUAGGCUGCUGGCCCCGCGGUCACUGCGGUUCACCUGCUCUUUGCACUUUGCUUUCUGUUUUGGAAUCUUCGGUCCCUGACCUUGACUCAUGUUGUGGAGCCACAGCGGAUCCAGUUGGUUCCAGCCGGUUCCAGCUGCCCGCAGACACCUCUGGUUGCCUGUCUCAGGGCACACUGGAUUCCACACACUGAAGACGGAGCUGUCGCUCUCCCGUGUACACGCUCCCUGAGUAUACGGCGUCCCCACCCUGUGCCCAGUGGCUCCAGAAGUCAGCCGUGGCCGCCUCUAAGCAGUUCCCAAGGCCCUCCCAGGCAUCCCUGUGUCCCCAUCUGUUUUCGCUGCUUAGCAAAAAUGGUUCUGUCUGUAAAAGCUUACUGGACUAUGCGCUUUCAAAACAGAUCUGAUGGGGCCUGUAGGGUCCACUUGAGACCCAUUGUCGUAAGAUCUCCCCCUCGCUGGCCCUAUGUCAUUCUGCGCAGGGCUCUCUGGCCUUCUUUCAGCUCUUGGUAUCUCUUCUGCCCAGCUCAUGGCUCUCCGUGGGCACUGCUGCUUUUCAAGGGGCGAAUGCUUUAUUUUCCUCAAAAUGCAAUUCCAGGAUAAUAUACUCUGCCUGCACACACACAGUAUUAGACAUAAAUGAAGAAUCAGCUAAAAACAGUAUCACCUGCGGAUGAAUAGGGAUUCUUCACUAGGGUACAACUAUACUGACAUACUGAGGUAGUCGGAUGCGCACACCUACGAUGAGGCGAUUUGAACGUAAAAGAAAGUAGGAGGUCAGAGCUAUUUUGUACCUCUGGGGUACAUGUGGGCAUCAGAACAGAAGCUAGUGACACAAUAACCAAUUUGCAUAUGGUAAUAGUUCCUGCAUCUGGAAAUACUUAUUUGCAUAUGAGAAAAUGCAGUGACUUGCAUACUGUGCAAGAAGCUUUAUAGAUUGUCGAAGCAGGACAAGAGGAGGCGAGCUGUAGGGCUUUUAAAAAAGUUCGUUGAGUAGGGCCGGCACUGUGGCUCUCUUGGCUAAUCCUCCGCCUGCGGUGCCGGCACACCGGGUUCUAGUCCCGGCCGGAGCACCGGAUUCUGUCCCGGUUGCUCCUCUUCCAGUCCAGCUCUCUGCUGUGGCCUGGGAGUGCAGUGGAGGAUGGCCCAAGUGCUUGGGCCCUGCACCCGCAUGGGAGACCAGGAGGAAGCUCCUGGCUUCUGGCUUUGGAUCAGCACAGCACGGGGCGGCCAUUUGGGGAGUGAGCCAAUGGCAAAAAGGAAGACCUUUCUCUCUGUCUCUCUCUCUCACUUCGAUAACUCUACCUGUCUAAUAGGGUUGAAAAGUGUUUACUUGGUACAAAAAGGUCUGGAGAUCAGGCAUACGAGGGCUCUUCAGAAAAGUCCAUGACAGAAUGAUGCUCUGAAAAAACUGCAUGCAUUUCACAUUUUUUGCACUAAAAUAAACUUGGGUUUUAAUUCCACUUUCCCCUGAACUUUUUGACGGGUCCUCCUGCACGGGUGUCCGGAGAGACGCUCAGAAUCCGCAUGGGUGCGGGGUGGUCGCUCACUGUCCAGGCGUGGCAGGCUGCUCGGCUGCGCGGCUCCUGCCCCACCCCUGGUCGUGGUAGCAACCGAACACGGUCAGGCUCACUCAGCUUUGCAGAGUAGACACCGUGCAGUGUCUCCGUAGCCGGAGAGGAAUCGGAAUCAUGGAUUUCUGUGCAAGUUCAGACAGCGCUCUAGGCCUGUGGUUACGGAGUGGAAGGUGAGAAGUCUGUCGUGAAAGGAAGUGAGCUUCAGCCUGAGCGCCGGGCCGGGCCGGGCAUUCCCUCACUCGUGCGCAGGUCUGGAAGGAAGAGCGCCUCGGGUCGGGAAGCAGAGGAGAGAGCGGUGAGGGGCGUGGGUGACACCAGAAUGCGGACCCGGCGUAGGGGGCCCGCAGACCGCGCACCUCAGCGCCAUCUCCCCCCCCCCCCCCCCACAACGGGAUAGGACGACACUGCAGCAUGCGCAGGGGAGGUGCGGCCCUGUCCCCCAGCCGAGCUGCAGGUCCUACUAAGUGUCCAGCGGGGCGUUAGAGUGUCGUCCAGGGCAGACACUUCGCUGUCGUCGGGGCUAGCCCACACGUUGCACCGCUGGUCCGCUCGCUGCUGGUGAUAGAUGCGGUUCUGGGAGACCAGCGACUGCCUGACGCGACCCAUUUCCCCCGACCCAGACCCCUGGAUGGAGCGCCCAUAGGAGCCCUUCCGUAGGCUAGACCACGUCCCUGCCGCCCAGACACCACGAAAUACGUUGUGCCUUGCUGUGCUCAUUUUCGUAUCCGAUCUACUUUCUGCGUUGGAGCGCAGGCUCCCGGGGGCUCAGUCUGUCUGAUGAGCGUGGCUUUGCUGCGUCUGACGCCCAGCCCAGCUGGGUGCUUGAUACGCGGGUACGAUCAAUUCUGUGCCAUAAGUAAGUUCAGCUGUGUCUGUUUCAAUAGCGUUGCAUUGCUUCUUGUUUUUGUUUGCUUAGUUUUUGACU